Leishmania major strain Friedlin is the source of this 2841-nucleotide messenger RNA. RefSeq lists its product as hypothetical. Lineage: Eukaryota; Euglenozoa; Kinetoplastea; Trypanosomatida; Trypanosomatidae. The transcript has a single exon. The record is from RefSeq and is a predicted model, not a curated record. The coding region runs from base 1 to 2841 and encodes 946 amino acids.
AUGCAGCCGGCGAACAUGGAUAGCGGUGCUGGCGGUCAUAGUCACAACCGCGAUAACAGGAUCAGCGACUACGACGUUCCUCGCCUAGGAGAGAUCCCGGUACGCUCCAAAUACUAUCGGCCAGACCAGGAGAAAUCCCAUUUCGCGAAUCACCCCACCUACCUACCGCUGGCUGAGCAGUGUGGGCCACCGCAGCCGUCCUCCUCCACGUCCCUCACGCCACGGCAGGAACGGGACCAAGAGUAUACGCAGAGUAACGACGACGAGGUCAGCGGCCAUGCCUACGGCGACAUAGGUGACGAAACGGGAGUCCAAGAUGACGACUGCGAGCAAGCGCAGCAGAUGCUUCACAACAGCCACCUCGGCCGCCUGUGCGAGAGUUCUGUGAGCGGCACUCAGGGUUCUGGGCACUGCACUCAAACUGCCAGCGUUGGCAGUAACGCGAGCGGCGCAUCGUCUAUUGGGCCGACUGGGCUGCCACUGAUGCCGCAGUUCCGCUGGAUCCCGAAGCAAGGCGGUGGCGGCCUCGGCUUCAACCCUUUCAUGCACUUCCGCUCUCGAACCCGGCAUGAGAGCAUGGCAUCAAGGCCCUCAGCGCCUGUGACGGAGGCCCCAAUGCCGUGGAACGAGGCGCAGCAGCAAGGCGACUGCGUAACGCCGGAGCUGCCGCGCGGCGCAACUUCCCCUGAGCGGCAGCAGAGGCACAACGAGGAUCAGUCGCAGGCCGCGGGUCGUCAAAAUAGCUACUCAAUGUUUUACGGCUGCACGUCACAGCCGCCAGCGCAGCAGUCGGCCCCACUGCCCUUCCCUCAUCGUGAAACGGGAGCGCUCUCCUUCUACGGCCCCAUCGGCUCGAUUGGUAUCGAGACUUCCCGCAAGCGGCGCGCCGUUGAGCGACAGAGCGGGACAGAUGGCGAAGCGGAGCGAGUCUACAAGGAGCGCUCCUCUCGCCGCCCUGUUGAGGGGGAGGAAACGGGCGUCCAGCUUCUCACGCAGCUCUGGUGCGAUGUGAGCCUGCUGCGUGGCGCUCGCGUCGUUGACUCCCCACGCCUGCAUCCCGACGACGGUGAGGGCGACGACUCGGCAAGCACCAGCAGUCCUAGUAUUAGCGACAUGGACUCGAACAUUGGCGACCGCGAGGCCGGUGAGGCAGCCAUGGCGGCACGAAAAAAGGUGCGGCAGCGUCGUCAGCAGUACUCAUCCUGGUCGCCGUCCUUUUACUUCAAGGACGAUGAUCUUGCGGCGCUCGGGGCCGAGGACAACCGCGGCGGCUCGCCGUCGGGGGCUGCUGCCCGUGCCGCACCGGUGCAGAUGCCAGUGACGGUCCGCGCCCACCAUCAGCAGCACAACGGUCCGUCCGUUGUCAGGACCGCAUCGCCAGCCGGUGCGGCUGGCGAUCAAAGGGAGGUUGGGGGCGUGGACAAGGUUGCCGUGCGUGGGGUGGCGGGGCAUGAGUUAGCGUCGUCGUCCUCGUCCUCUGGCAGCUCUGACAACGACAGCAGCGAUGAUGGCUCGAACAGCGCUGAGGGCAGCGCAGGCGAGCGCUCCGCCUGCUUCGGCUCAGACCGCGAUGACGACGAGAGCGCUGACUCAGACGACGCAGACAACCCGCGCAGUAGCGACAACGACGCCGCCGCCGACUCGACCCAUCCUCGAAGGUGGAAGAAACAUUCCUCGGCGGUUCCCAGCGCCGGAACGGGUCGCAGCGUUCUCAGGGAUGGCCAGUACGAUUUCAUGAAUAGCUCCCUCAUGGACGAGUCGUUCAUGUCGCGCAUGCCAGGCUGCGGUGCUGGAAUGAGUCUGCUCUACGCAUGUGACGACUACGACGGCGGCGGUGAGGAGGUGGCAGCAGCAGCAGCAGCGGACCUCGUGCCAAACCACGCGCCGCAUCGCGUGUGUGCCCAAUCAGCAGGAAUCGCCGGGGCGAACAUGGCGCCUCACCCGCCAACCUCGCCUUCCAUUCCGACUCAGUCACAAGAGCAUCGCGGUAGCUCUUCGAUGCCAGUGGCGCGGGGGUCGGCAGUGCGACCGUCCGGCAGUGGAACUGCCGCCACCCUCGCCCUGCGCAGUCAACGCCGGGUGAGCAAUGCCACUGACACACGCGCGCCGAGCACUGCAGCUGGACGGCACAUCCCGCAUCAGGGAGGCGAGGCUGGCAGCUCUAGCAACCACAACGCGGGCGGCGGCAACGGUGGCUGUGGUCUCGGGGAGCAGUUCGCCUACGGAAGCACCUUUGGCAUGGGCAGUCGGCGAAAUUCCUACUCGGCAACAGCGUCCGAUGAAGCACACAAUGCCACCUUCACGUCGCUGAGUGUGUAUUGGGUAACCAAAGGCAACGGCAAUACGGUGUCCCCAGGCACCUCCGUGAUGGGUGGGGACGACGAGGCCUCGGCCAUUAUGGGGGUCUACAGCGACAGCCGGGACAGCACCGUGUCCCCUGGCCUCCUUGGCGUUACGAGUCGAGGUCCCACAACAUUCCUGGCGGUCGACGGUGGUUGCACUGCGAAAACACGCAACAGUACUAGUCAGCCAUCAAAGUCGCCGUUAACUGAUCGAGGAGUUGCUAACCCUGCCGCGCACAGCCGACCUCCUAGCACUGCGCAGGGGGCACAUGAGCCCGUGGUACUGACAUUCCCGAAGCAAUCAGGCCGCAAAGUAAAAGCAGUGUACCCAGGUGGCUAUCUGGCCCCCAUCACGCCACCCAUCACCCCAAAAGCAAACGAGGCUCCGUUACCGCGCCGCGCGCAGAGCAACAACGGCAGCGCUUCCACACCGGGCCUGGGCGACACAGUUGGAGGCAAGUCUUUUACCUCGCUUGCGUACGAGCUACCAGGCAUAUGA